This is a messenger RNA of Amphimedon queenslandica, 1141 nucleotides long. Its product is annotated as ataxin-7-like protein 3. Lineage: Eukaryota; Metazoa; Porifera; Demospongiae; Haplosclerida; Niphatidae. Gene Ontology annotation, molecular function: transcription coactivator activity. The transcript is spliced from 11 exons. Gene Ontology annotation, cellular component: DUBm complex; SAGA complex. Gene Ontology annotation, biological process: positive regulation of DNA-templated transcription; regulation of transcription by RNA polymerase II. The record is from RefSeq and is a predicted model, not a curated record. The coding region runs from base 21 to 953 and encodes 310 amino acids.
UGUGUUUUGGUGCAGCAAUCAUGGAGAGUGAUUUCCUUGAAAGUAUAGUAAACCAGUUGAUAGACGAGGAGGCCCUUGGGGUCUGUUUCGAGCUACACAGAGCCAUCAAACUAGGCUAUUACGACCUCUUACACCCCGACAAAAACUCCUUGGAGAGGCACGAAGUUAUAGAUGAGCCUGGACUGGAUGUGUUUGGUAAUAAUGUACAAUCAUUUAGGAAGCCAGUGGAAUGUGUUUGUCCAUCCUGCCAGAGAACACUAGGUGCUUCAAAAUUUGCUCCUCAUUUGGAGAAGUGUUUAGGGAUGGGCCGUACCAGCUCAAGACUAGCACAUAAGAAGACUCCAGUCUCAGUUGAGAGUGAAGAAGAACACUCGGAGGAUAAUGAAGAUGACUGGACUUAUCCUGAAAAGAAAUCAAAAAAGAUGAAAAGAGAGAAGCCUUUAUUUCCAUCUCUUCCUUCAAACGGUCGAAGUAAAGUAUCUGUGAAAACGGCUAGUGGGAGAGAUGGUGGUUAUCAAAGCAAUGGAAGUGUCAGCAGUCAUAACAAUCCUCCAAUAGAAACUGCAUCAAAGCAACACACGAUUGCUUCAUUUAGCAUUCUAUUACCUGACCAAAAGCAGUAUUUGUUGCAGCAAAUGUGUGGAGUAGUAUCAGAGAGAACAGGAAGGCUAUGUACAAGAACUGUCAAGUGUCCUCAACAUUCAGAAGAAGACAGGAGAGAAAUUAGGCGCAUACUUUUAGAUUCACCACAAACUGUUGAGGUCAGUGGUGGAAUCCAUCACUCACUGGAGCAGUCAAACUCAUCACCUUCAAUAAACUAUGUGGAAGACUCACCAAUAAAAGAUAAAUUCAUGAGUGAUGAGUUGCAUCAUAGACCACAGCAACACACACGAAGCAAGAAAAAAGAUGGAGGGAGCAAGAAGCAUAGAAGAACUCACCAGGCACAAUACUAAUCCUCCUUUCCUCCCUCUCUCUAUACCUCUAUACCUCUCGUGUAUGAUAGUAUGAUAAGUGUAGUUCUGCUGACUGUCUACAGGGCCAGUCAGGGUAAUAUUAUACGACUGGAUGUGUAAUAAAAUAUGUAUGAUAUAGUAAUUAUCAAGGUGUUAUUAUGAUCUAAGUGUUUCUCAUGAUCAAAGUA